Messenger RNA from Acanthochromis polyacanthus (spiny chromis), 5674 nucleotides. RefSeq names its product calcium/calmodulin-dependent protein kinase type IV. Lineage: Eukaryota; Metazoa; Chordata; Actinopteri; Pomacentridae. The transcript has 11 exons. The record is from RefSeq and is a predicted model, not a curated record. Gene Ontology annotation, molecular function: calmodulin binding; calcium/calmodulin-dependent protein kinase activity; ATP binding. The coding region runs from base 25 to 1449 and encodes 474 amino acids. Gene Ontology annotation, biological process: protein phosphorylation.
UCUCGGUCCUCUUCUGCUGUCAUCAUGCCGACGUCCAGGCCCGGUUCGGAGCCGGUGGAGUUCUGGGUGGACGGGUCGAGGCGAGACGGGACGGUGGAGGACUUCUACACGCUGAGCGCCGAGCUGGGCAGAGGAGCGACGUCUGUCGUGUACCGCUGUGAGGAGAAACAGACCCAGAAACCCUAUGCUGUCAAAGUCCUCAAGAAAACGAUCGACAAGAAAAUCGUGCGCACUGAGAUUGGUGUCCUGCUGCGUCUUUCCCACCCAAACAUUAUCCAGCUGAAGGAAAUCUUUGAGACGGACACUGACAUCGCUCUGGUGCUGGAGCUGGUGACUGGAGGAGAGCUGUUUGACAGGAUUGUGGAGCGCGGUUACUACAGCGAGAGAGACGCCGCUCACGUCAUCAAACAGAUCCUGGAGGCUGUGGCGUAUUUACAUGAGAACGGUGUUGUGCAUCGUGACCUCAAACCUGAGAACCUCCUGUACGCUGACCUGUCGCUGGACGCUCCGCUUAAGAUAGCUGACUUUGGUCUCUCCAAAAUCAUUGACGAUCAGGUGACCAUGAAGACUGUAUGCGGUACUCCAGGGUACUGUGCUCCUGAGAUCCUGCGGGGAAAUGCCUACGGCCCCGAAGUGGACAUGUGGUCGGUGGGCGUCAUCCUCUACAUCCUACUCUGUGGCUUUGAGCCCUUCUUUGACCCGAGAGGAGAUCAGUACAUGUACAGCCGCAUCCUCAACUGCGACUAUGAGUUUGUGUCUCCCUGGUGGGACGAGGUCUCCCUCAAUGCCAAGGAUCUGGUCAGUAAGCUGAUCGUUCUCGACCCUCACAAGCGUCUCAGUGUGCGGGAGGCCCUGCAGCACCCCUGGGUGCUGGGUAAAGCUGCCCGGUUCUCCCACAUGGACACCACCCAGAGAAAGCUGCAGGAGUUCAACGCUCGACGCAAACUUAAGGCUGCCAUGAAGGCCGUCGUGGCCACCAGUCGGAUGCAUGAGGGCUCGCGGCGACGCACUGACAGCUGUGAGAUUCCAGGUUCAGGGACUUCCCGGCAGAGCAGCAUGCAGCAAGACCCCCCUCCGGAGUCCAAAGGCCCCGCUGCUGCUGACAAUCAGGAUCCGUCCUCAGACCAGCAGGUGCCGCAGGAAGUUGAAUCGAAGUCUGCUGACCAAAGUGCCCUCAGUCCCUCCCCUCCACGCAGCCCAAAACCGCCAAGCUCUGAUGCCACACCCACAGGCCCCGCCCCCACCAGACCACCGCUGCGUGCUGACGGGAUGCGACAGGCGUCCGUCAUCCCCAAAAGCAUGUUAGUUCAACCGCGGCUGCCGCAGAAGAGCUGCUCUGUUAUAGAGGCCACGCCUAGAGUGGAAGCCACGCCCCCAAGUCCCAACAGCCUCAGCAACGGCUUCACAACGGGGGCAGAGCCUGCCAGUAAGGCCGCCCACUGCCAGUGAUGGCUGUCUUACUUCCAGACAAGCAUCACACAUCUGAGCUCUUUACAAACAUCUAAACCAUCUUAUUGGGACCAAAUUACACCAGAACCAAAAGCAUCCAUAACACCCAGCUAACAUUUAAUCAGUAUCCUCUGUUCUGUAGUUCAGCUAACAGACUAACAUGCUAACAUGCUACUGACUCACUGAGGGUUUCUUGGAUGUUUCUGCAGCUUCUGGUUUGGAAGCUGGAAAUAAAUACAAAGCGUUUGUCUCAUAUCAGGACUUGCAUAUCUGUUGAUGUGGUGAGGAAAACAACACCGAGAUUCCUGUGUGCACAUGAAAGUAAUGUCUCAUUUAGAUAUAGAAACAUAAAAAUAACAAGUUUCAUCAAUCUUUUAUCAAAUAUGAAAUUAUUUACACAUUUUUCAAGACUAGUACAGACACGUUAAAGGGAAUUAGCAAUAUGCUAGCUGAAAGCUUGACAUCCAAAUUUUCUGCAGAAUUAUGGCACAAAAAAUCUCAGCGUUACAUAAACAAUUACAGUAUGGUUAACAGUUAAAAUUGUUAGCUAACAAUAUGGAUUAACAGUUGUAACUGUUAAUAAUUAAAAGUGAACAAAUGGCGAAGUACAGUACAGAGUGGGAGUCAGGAUGUUGUUAGCUUAGCUGAGCUAACGAGUAUAACUAGACUGAAACAAGGGAAACAGCUAGCAUGGCUCUGUCCAAAUUUUAAAGGAUUUUUAGAGAAUUUUGAGUGUUUAGAUCGAGGUUUUGUACAUGUUAAUUCAACGGUGGACAGAAACAUGCUUAAUGUAUUGCUACGGCCGCUGUCACCCAUAAUAUCCUUAGGUUCCAAUUUAUGCAAUGGUUUCCCCGUCAUAUUUCAUACAGUGCUCUGGAAUGAAUUGUUUGCAGGCCUGUUGUGACUGAUGGUUUGGCUUCUCGCUGCACCAAAGGCAUCAACAAAGUGAAGCUGAAAUCCAGCAUUCAGCCAACAACUGCACUCAAAUCAAAUCAAAUCAAGUUUGUUUAUUUAAAUAGUACAUUUUACAGCACCCACAGUUGACCAGAAUGUUGGUCAUGCUAUAAGACAGGCAACAACAAACAUAAUAAUGAUGUAAUAAUAAUAAUCAAGAUUAAAAAAAAAAAACUAAAAUAUUAAGACUUAAACAGUGUGCUGUUGGUAGAAUUGUCUGUGCUGCAGAGCAUCAGGACAUACAGGCAACACUGAUGCUGUAGUUUCAUUGGCUGAUGAAUUACAUGAAUAAAUUGCAAAUGAAAAAAGGCAAAUAAAAACAUCCUGGAGAAAAAAAUAUCAUGAAUCAAAUAUAUAAGGAUCAUAAUGCAUAGCAGUUUGGGUAUCAUUAGAUAAUCUGUAGUUUGUCUGUUUCUGUUCUUUAUUUCAAAACAAAAACUAGAAAAACUGUUUAAUGAAUAAAAAACCAAACACAAUUACAGAAUAUUCAGUGAUACCCAGACCAGCAGCCUUUCACAAAUGAAAAAAUCCUUCCAAUAUUCUUGUUUCAUUUAAGUAUAGACAGUUUUUCAGUAAACUUCUAUAAUUUUUAGGAGAAAUGAACAAGUAAAGAGCAGCUCUGUAGCUCACCGGUUGUUUAAUUUGUACAAGAACAGAAAUAUAACAAAAACUUACAGUAUUGGUCCGACUGAUUGCUGUUCAUCAAAAGAUAGCUCCUCCAUAAUCUCGGCUCUGACUUUUGUACAUUCUGACAGAUGUAUUUAGAGCUCCAUACUUAACACACAAACAUUAGACUGAAAUCUGAGUGUUUCUGAACAUGGUGAACUUUUCCUUUAAGUUCUGAUCUGGGACAAACACAGACUCUGGUCUCCUCUCUGGCUUCUUCUUCUUCCUGUCCUGAUACAAAAAGUGAACUUUUCUUCGGACGCUCAGGACGGAGCUGAUUGAUUGUAUUUUGUUAAACUUUGGUGAGGUGGCGCUCGGCUGCGUGGACAGAUGUGAAGGACAAGGAGUUUUUUCUGCUUCUUCUUCUGCAUCCCUUUUAGUCUUGGCAGCAUGUGCGCUUAGACGCUGAAGACUUUAACACUCCGAGAGGAGGAACAGGAGAUUUCUGGUUCUCGAGGAGUUUUUUAUCCUUUCUACUCUUUACUGUUGACACCCGCUGACUUGAUUACGCAGCUGUAUGAGUAGAUAGCGUAGCUCCAGUCUGUAGCGUUCAGGUAAGUAACUUGUUGUGUUUGUGAGCUUCUAGUAAAACGUUGUGUUGUUUACACUUUAUCAGCAGUGAUGAUGCUCUCCUGUUUGCACUGUACAUACAAUAGUUUGGUUUUAGACACGUUACUACUGACAUCUUUACUGCUCCACUCGACCGGAGACACAUUCAGUGUUCAAGCCCCCACAAAUACCAAAUUUAACCUUAGACCUUAUUUGGAAAUCAAACCCUUUCAUCUGAUCCGAAACCACACGUUCUACCUCUUUUUGUACAGGGGCUUCCAAAAUGAAUUAAAGUGACGCAUCUGGAAAGAAAUGAUGAGACAAGACAAGCAGAUGGAGCUGAUCCUGGUCAGAAAAACAUCAUAAAUUAGACGUUCAUACACAAAGAUAUGGUGGAAAAGAUGUUCCAAACCGGACAGCAGCUUGAGAAAACAGAAGUAAGCGGAGAUUUUCAUUCAAAAUGUUUCCAAUUUUAGACUUUAUUCAGUCGAUGAUUACAUAGUUGAAAAUAUACCAAUUCUACAACACAAAACUAAAUUAAACCAGUUGAAACUUAUUGAAACUAUUUUCACACUGCAAACAACAAAGCUGGAUCACAGAAACAUCUGGGAUUAAGACUAACACAGCUGGCCUUCACCAUUCAUAAUUUAUGAUAGAAUCGGCAUAAAUUCAGAGCUCACUGAGCAGCUACAGUAGCAUUUAAUAAAGUCUAAGUUUUCAAUCAACGCAUUUUAGGUUUAUCAUUGGGUUAACUCAUAGGCUGAAUAAAUACAGUCUUUGUAUUAUCAAAAUCAUCAGAAAAUAUUCUCAGCUUGCUGUGCUUUUUGUCCUGUCUUAGCCACCGUAUACAAUCCUGGAUUAUGAAGCAAAUAUUUGUCCUUUAAGGGCUUUUCUUUUUAAAGAGGAACCAAACCUCCAGACCCAGAGAGCUCCCAAAGCCCUGAAAAAUCUGCUGUCUUUAAAUGUUUGGUGCACAAGAAUAAAAAACAUCAUCUGUCAGGACUAAAGCCUGAAUCUGCUGGCCUCCCUUUAUCACACUCCUCCUCUAUUCGAAAUAAACAAAACAUGAGCCAACAGGAAAUAGCCAUACACUGCAACACAUCUUGUGUUGUUUUGCAUAUCUGUUCAAAAAUUACUAAAGCACUAAAUCCCACUGGCAAAAUAAUGAAUCCUUUUUAAUUCCUGCAGAUCCAAGUCCAAUGACUUCAUCAGUUAUAUCAUCAGAAAUUAUUGUUGUAAACAGCUCGAAAUUUAAUAUAAUAACAAGUAAUUGUUUAUUUUGAACCUGCUGGUUUUCAAUCAGACUUUCAUAGUUUGGAAAGUGUUAAUUAGUCUGGAGGUCCAACACACAUUUAAAACUAAACAUGUAAAUCAACCAAAAAAUAGAACAAAAGCAGCAAUAAAAUAAUCAGAUGUAUGUUUGAUUUCUCAGUGACUUCCUGAAAUAGAAGUCAGGUAGAACUUCCAUACAGAGCAGUUCUUGUAGUAUAAUUUCGUCAUAAAAUCAGUCACAGUCGAUGCAGCUUGACUCCAGUUAAUAGUUUGGUUCCUCUUUAAAUCUCCUGGUUAAAACAGAUGUGCCACAGCUGGAUUUACCUGAGCACAGGUGUUUAUAUCUUCUUGCCAAAUGGAACACACUGGAUAACUAGCUGUCAUGGUGAAAGCAUGUGACUGUACAUUUGAUUUGCAUCUAUACUCUUCUGUACAAACAUGAAUAUUUUCUUCUAUUUAUCUCAGCCUGACAAAGAUUUAAGUGUUGAGGUGGGCGGGAAUCAACUGUAAAUGUUUGUUUUGUGUUUGAUGAGUAAACUUGUAUCUUUUUUAAAUUCUGACAGACGACAUAUAAAGUGACAGUGUAGCAGUGUGGGCUGUUACACUGUUGUGUAUCUUUGCAUGUAUUAUUUAAAUUCCUUUGAUCAUAUCGGAUUAAAGAAGCAGAGAGUCUGAAUCCUGCGGGACUCUGAAUCUGGGUUCAGUCUAAUUGAACAUUUGCUACAGGAUGUUUGAAGCAAGACUUUGCAUCACAUGUUCAGUAAAGAAUAGCUGAUAGAAACCA